Miniopterus natalensis is the source of this 3663-nucleotide messenger RNA. NCBI's taxonomy places the organism in Eukaryota, Metazoa, Chordata, Mammalia, Chiroptera, Miniopteridae. The record is from RefSeq and is a predicted model, not a curated record.
AGGAAGAGGGGCCGGACUGGGGCCUGACUAGCAGUCGCUGCGGCCGCGGUCUUCGCGGCUGCUAUGACCCUCGGGCCAGGCGCCCUGCUCACCUCAGCGUAGCGCUAGUCCCUGCCGUGCGCCUGCCGUAGCCGUCUGGGUACCCAGCGCAGCCACUCCCGCGGCUCCUUAGGCUCCUCCAGCGCCGCCGCCGAGGCGAGGCGGAGGCAAAGGCAGAUGAAGAUGACGGUAGAUUUCGAGGAGUGUCUGAAGGAUUCGCCCCGUUUCAGGGCUGCUUUGGAAGAAGUGGAAGGAGAUGUGGCAGAAUUGGAACUCAAACUUGAUAAGCUUGUGAAGCUUUGUAUUUCGAUGAUUGAUACCGGAAAAGCCUUUUGUGUUGCAAAUAAACAGUUCAUGAAUGGGAUUCGAGACCUGGCACAAUAUUCUAGUAAUGAUGCUGUAGUUGAGACAAGUUUGACCAAGUUUUCUGACAGCCUUCAAGAAAUGAUAAAUUUUCAUACAAUCCUAUUUGACCAAACUCAGAGAUCAAUUAAGGCACAGCUUCAGAACUUUGUUAAAGAAGAUCUUAGAAAAUUCAAAGAUGCCAAGAAGCAAUUUGAAAAAGUCAGUGAAGAGAAAGAAAAUGCAUUAGUAAAAAAUGCUCAAGUACAGAGAAACAAACAGCAUGAAGUUGAAGAAGCCACAAACAUUCUGACAGCAACAAGAAAAUGUUUUCGACACAUAGCCCUCGACUAUGUACUUCAGAUUAAUGUCCUUCAAUCAAAAAGGCGAUCAGAAAUCCUAAAAUCAAUGUUAUCUUUUAUGUAUGCUCACUUGGCCUUCUUUCAUCAAGGAUAUGAUCUAUUUAGUGAACUUGGGCCCUACAUGAAGGAUCUUGGUGCACAGUUGGAUCGACUGGCUGUGGACGCAGCAAAAGAGAAAAGAGAGAUGGAGCAGAAACAUUCCACCAUUCAACAGAAGGAUUUCUCCAGUGAUGAUUCUAAGUUAGAAUAUAAUGUAGAUGCUGCAAAUGGCAUUGUUAUGGAAGGAUAUCUGUUCAAACGAGCCAGCAAUGCGUUCAAAACUUGGAACAGGAAAAAGCCCGAUCAUACCAGACGCUGGUUUUCAAUACAGAACAAUCAGUUGGUUUACCAGAAAAAGUUUAAGGAUAACCCCACUGUGGUAGUGGAAGAUCUAAGGCUCUGCACAGUGAAACAUUGUGAAGACAUAGAACGGCGAUUUUGCUUUGAGGUGGUCUCUCCAACAAAAAGUUGUAUGCUUCAGGCAGAUUCUGAAAAGCUGCGCCAGGCAUGGAUUAAGGCUGUUCAGACCAGUAUUGCUACUGCUUAUAGAGAGAAGGGUGAUGAAUCAGAGAAGCUGGAUAAGAAAUCAUCUCCAUCCACAGGAAGCCUGGAUUCUGGAAAUGAGUCAAAAGAGAAAUUAUUGAAAGGAGAAAGUGCACUGCAGCGAGUCCAGUGUAUCCCUGGCAAUGCCAGCUGCUGUGACUGUGGCCUGGCAGACCCACGGUGGGCCAGCAUCAACCUGGGCAUUACCCUGUGCAUCGAGUGUUCUGGGAUUCACCGGAGUCUUGGAGUUCAUUUUUCAAAAGUACGUUCUUUAACUUUAGACACCUGGGAGCCUGAACUUUUAAAGCUUAUGUGUGAGCUGGGAAAUGAUGUUAUAAAUCGAGUUUAUGAAGCUAAUGUGGAGAAAAUGGGAAUAAAGAAACCACAACCAGAGCAGAGCACACAGGAGAAACAGGCAUAUAUCAAAGCAAAAUAUGUGGAGAGGAAAUUUGUGGAUAAAUAUUUUAUAUCAUCAUCACCUCCUGAGCAGGAAAAAAAGAUGUUCUCCAAAAGGUGCGAAGAAAAGAGGCUGAGCAUUUCUAAACUUGGGCCAGGUGACCAAGUCAGAGCAUCUCCCCCAAGUUCAGUCAAAAGUAAUGACAGUGGAAUACAGCAGAGCUCUGAUGAUGGAAGGGAAUCUUUACCCUCUACAGUGUCAGCCAAUAGUUUAUAUGAACCUGAGGGAGAAAGGCAAGAUUCUUCUGUGUUUCUUGACUCUAAACAUCUUAAUCCAGGACUCCAGCUUUAUAGGGCUUCGUAUGAAAAAAAUCUUCCUAAAAUGGCUGAGGCUUUGGCUCAUGGUGCAGAUGUGAACUGGGCUAAUUCAGAAGAAAACAAAGCAACACCACUUAUUCAGGCUGUGUUAGGGGGCUCUUUGGUGACAUGCGAGUUUCUCCUGCAGAAUGGUGCUAAUGUAAACCAAAGAGAUGUACAAGGGCGGGGACCACUACACCAUGCCACUGUCUUAGGGCACACAGGGCAGGUAUGUUUAUUCCUAAAACGAGGUGCCAAUCAACAUGCCCCUGAUGAAGAAGGGAAAGACCCAUUGAGUAUAGCUGUGGAAGCAGCCAAUGCUGAUAUAGUGACCUUGUUACGUUUAGCAAGAAUGAAUGAAGAGAUGCGGGAAUCAGAAGGACUUUAUGGACAGCCAGGUGAUGAAACUUAUCAGGACAUUUUUCGUGACUUUUCCCAAAUGGCCUCCAAUAAUCCAGAAAAACUAAAUCGUUUCCAGCAAGAUUCACAGAAAUUCUGAAUUUUUUUAAGAAGGGGAAAAAUUUAAAUCUGGUGACUUCCUAAUGUAUGGAUAUGAAAACUCACAAAUUUUUACUACUUUAAUUCUACUUAAUUUUAGUUGAUGUUGAGUAGUUUGGAAAAAAGGUACCCACCCAUUCAUUGGUAUAAAGUAAAACAGGGCUUUAGUAGUUUGAAGAGAAGCCUACUUUAGGACCUCAAAAAAGGAAAAGGGCCUGUUUAAAGGGCUAUUUUUAUAGAUAAAAGCUGACUCUAGACUUAGAUCAUCUUUAGGUUACUAGAUCCUAAGAGUUUAGACAAAAAUCUCUUUUUUUGCUAGUGGAUGGUAGUAUUGCUUUUUCUUCUAUGCAUUGUGCCUAGUGUCAUUCAGUUAAGCAUGUCUUGCAUCACUGGGAGCCGACCGUCCUGCAUGUCUCAAGAAUAUAUCUUUUCUUUAGUUUCCUGGAUAAUUUUUAGUGGUUCAGAAAUUGUUUUGUUUUGGUAGCCUAGCUGUCAUACACAAUAUGGAAUUUAAUUAUUAACGAGAGAGUAUGUUUCCCGCAUUUGCUCAUAAAUGCAGUUAUACUCCUUAGGUGUCUGGCUAUUGUCCAGUACUUUAACAUAUGGUCAGUGGCUGUACAGGUAGAUACAGCUCAGUCCUUCAGUUUUAUUCCAUUUUAUAAAGCAAAAAGAAGCCCUUAACAAUUUUUUAAAAAUCACCAAAAGAUUCUCAGUUAUAGAAAUUGUAGUUAUUCAUUGUUGGGUUGACUUCUUAAAAUCUUGACAAAUUUAUUGAUGUAAUAAAACUGUGUUUCAAAGGUUACUUGAAUGCUGCAAAAUUAUGCUUUCGUCAGAUUAUAACUUUCAAAGGAAAAACUGAUUUAUUAAAUAAUGUAGAACAUUUUUAUAUUUGAAAUUUGUCCUUCUCAAGAUACAUUUUUGCUGUUGGUCAUUGUGAAAGAAAAACCUCUUUGUAAAGGGAGAAAAAAACUUCACGUUUUUCUUAGCUUUAACUAAAAUAUGACAUUAAAUUGCCUUUUAAUUUUUCCAACAUCUAUCCUGUGUCCUUGGUGUACACAGUGUAUAUUCUUUUAAAUUGUAACAUCUG